Messenger RNA from Pecten maximus, 3431 nucleotides. RefSeq lists its product as uncharacterized. The record is from RefSeq and is a predicted model, not a curated record. The transcript is spliced from 14 exons. NCBI's taxonomy places the organism in Eukaryota, Metazoa, Mollusca, Bivalvia, Pectinida, Pectinidae. The coding region runs from base 126 to 3431 and encodes 1101 amino acids.
GUCAUAUGAUCAGGUGACAGCGAGGCUGGGAGUGGUUGUUGGUUUGUCGCAUGAAGAGUCAAGACUGAAGUUGAAUUCAUCACCAGUACCACUGUCACUACAUCGCUGUAAACCAACUUUAGAAUAUGGCUGCCAAGUACCAGUCGACCAAGGAAACUGUUAACUUUGCCCGAAUUUGUAUACUGAUGAUUGAUGUCGUCCAAGAUGUCUUCAGAGAAUUACUCCACUCUCGUCUGCCAACCUCAGGACUUGGCCCUGUUCUUGGGAACCAGAAGAGACAGAUCUUCUCUUUGUUGAAUAACCAGCAGAGGAAGAUCCUGUUCCCCAAAGGUGGAGUGUUUGCAGGGUCAUUGCAAGAUUUAGAUACAUCUCUUAUCUAUAUCCUGCUUAGGAACCUUGGAAACAUUCCACCUCACAAGAACGGUUGGGGGAGAGUUCCAGAUUUGGCAGACAGAUCGCUUUCGGCCAACAUUGACCGUCUGCGAGUUCAGCGUAAUGAAGCUUACGCACAUGCAAACACUGCCUCCAUUUCUGAUGGAGAUUUCAAAAUCAGAUGGGCCGACAUCAGGAAAAGUGUGGAAGACAUAGAGAAUACUGUAUUGACAAGUAUGGCAUUUGUAGCAAAGGUGGACAGCAUACUGUCCAUGAGGAUUGACCCACAGACAGAGCAAAAUUUUAUUGUUCUUGUGCAGAAACUUGAAGGGGAAAUCGGUGACAUCAAAGUCCAACAGGACACGAUGAAGACAGAUGUGGAGGAUGUAAAAGGGGAAAUCGGUGACAUCAAAGUCCAACAGUACACGAUGAAGACAGAUGUGGAGGAUGUAAAAGGGGCAGUCAGUGAUGUCACAGUCCGACAUAACACGACGGCAAGAGAUGUGGAUGACAUAAAAGGGGCAGUCAGUGAUGUCACAGCCCGACAUGACACAACUGCUAGAGAUGUGGAUGAAAUAAAAGGGGAAAUCGAUGACAUCAAAGUCCAACAGGACACGAUGAAGACAGAUGUGGAGGAUGUAAAGGGGGCAGUCAGUGAUGUCACAGCCCGACAUAACACGACGACAAGAGAUGUUGAUGACAUAAAAGAGGAAAUGAACAAUGCCAAAGGAAGACAAGAAACGUUGACAACCGAUAUGGGUAACAUGAAGGCGGAAGUCAGUGACGUAAAGGACAGGCAAGACACCAUAACAAAAGAUGUGGAUACCUUAAAGGAAAGGAAUUCUAAGCUGACGGCCAUGAUUGAAAGGGAUCCUAAGUUGGCAGCCAUGAUUAAAACAACAAGAGCUAAGAUAGAGGGAGAUCGACAAAGCUACCAUUUUAUUGCCACCAAAAGUUUCCAUGAAGCUCAGAAAAAACUGAAGAACAGGAUAGUUGUAAUGAAGGGAAACACAGGAGAUGGGAAGUCGUCUAUUGCCAUGGAACUUCUCCGUUUCCUGUGCUGUGAUGAGGAGGGUCAACAGAAACAGCCACUGGAACUACACAAAAUAAAGGACGUGGAUUUGGUGGCACCAGAGUCUGGAUUAGUUAUCUAUUUCGAUGAUAUUUUUGGCAAGAAUGUUGUGUGUAAAGGAGAUGUAGAUAAAUGGGAGAAAAGAGAAGAAUGUAUUCUUUCAAAACUGUGUGAAAGUGAGAACUCUGAGGGCAAUAUCCUUGUCAUGACCAUCCGUAGUGAAAUUUUAAAUUCUUUAGAUAGUUCUUUUUCGAAAAAAAUAUUCACUGAAGAGAACAUUGUUGAUCUCAGUGAAUACAAAGAUGAAGAAGAAAAACGGAAAUUAUUAAGGUUGUAUGAACCAAAAGAUAAAUUUGAUAGAUGGACAGAUGAUGAAGAGAAAGAGAUCUUCAAGUUAUGUCCUGACAUUGGGUUUCCCCAAUGUUGUAGAUUAUUCAGGGACAUACCUACUUUGCAAGCAGAAAGGGUCAACUUCUUUAGAAGACCUUUUCAUUUUUUGAAAUCUUGUUUAGCUAUAUUAGAGGAUGGAAAAUUUUAUGGGCUGCUGUAUCUGUUCCUCAAUGGAGGCAAAGUGAUGGAAAAUGAUUUAGACCCUUCUAACGAAAAUGUUGAUAAAACAUUGUUAGAAGCAGCAUUUGCUGUUGAUGUAGUCAAAGUUGAUCCAACAAAUGAACUUGUUUACAACAAGGGGAGGAAAGCUGAAUUUGUGAAGGAGUCGUUAGAAAGUCUGUUGGGUUCUCUGGUGAAAAAAGGGUCCACCAAAAAACAAGGCAGAUUUUCUUGUUACAAAUUCAGUCACGACUCCAUUGAGGAAACUGUGGCACUUCUGUAUGGAGAGAAAACUCCCAUUGGCUACAUACAGAAUUGUCCCUGCAAGUUACUCAGUUAUAUAACUACAACAAAAAACACCUCAAACAGAAUAGUUAUAUCAUCUGAUGAUCAAACCAAUGCCAUGUAUAAACGUAUCGUCAAAGAGAUGAAAGAGUGUAACUCUGUUGAUCCUAAAAGGUACUGGUAUUCUAGUGAGUGGGAAUAUUUAGUUAAAUUAGAUGUAUGGACAGAUUGCCAGUUUCUACAGGGAUUUGUCAGAUACCUAAGUGGUCAGACAGGAUUUGUCCGAUGGCUAAGUGGUCAGAAUGUUGACAACAGUUUGUACCACAAGAUAAAACAUGCCUUGUUUAAUCAAGCAUGCUCUACUGGUUCAGAUGAAUGUGCUUUGUUUCUCCUGUCUGAAGGUGUUAAACCUGACAAGAAGACACCAUUUCGUGUGGUGAAGGGUGGGAGUGUACAACUACUAAAUAAACUACUUAAGUGUAAAGUCAUCACUCCUACAGCGAGGGCAGACUGGUCACGAUCAUCAGAUAGAUAUGAUCUAAUUAACAAGAUCAAUGUCCUACAGCAGGCAUGUUUGUUUGAGAGAGAAGAGAUGGUGACAAUGUUGUGUGACACUUAUCCACACUUGGUACCUGAGACUGAUAACGGGAGACGAAGCACGCUCCUUCUUGUGGUACAGACAGGAAACUGUGGUAUAUUUCAGACAGUGGAGACAUUGAUACUUAAAUCAUUGUGUAGAGAUAAAGUACAACGUAAGUGUGAGAUAGAAGAUGGUCGUGAUGUACAUAGGAGUUGUGUGUGUGGUCAGUACAUGUCACAGUUAGUGGACAGGUUUGGGUUUACAGUAUUACAUUAUAGUUGUAUGUAUGGACACAGGGAGCUUAGUUUAUACCUGUGUCAGUGUUACCCAGCACUAACUACAGCUGUAAAUGACGACGGGUAUACAAUAUUACAUGCCGAGAGGACAUCAGAUGUAGACUGGUUCACUGAUUGUGAACGUCACGUAAAACUGAACGUAGAGAAAACAGGAGGUAAGUAUGACAUCACGACCAUACUUACUAAUGACGGGAAAUCUGUUUUAGACCGGGCAAAGGAACGGACAGAGGAGGGGAGAAAGUUGUAUGACCAUCUUGUUCAAGUGUUUGCUAAAUAA